Closterium sp. NIES-67 is the source of this 2149-nucleotide messenger RNA. Lineage: Eukaryota; Viridiplantae; Streptophyta; Zygnematophyceae; Desmidiales; Closteriaceae. The record is from the annotation of a GenBank genome assembly.
AUCGGCAGAGAUAAGGCGCCCACCUGUCAAAAACACCGCCAUAGCACGGAGUAGUUAGUCAGAUGUAGCUAGGCUCGCAGCGCUUCGUUCCUUAGUUUCCACCCAGAUCUAUGUACUCGCAUAUCUUAGGCGCCUAACUCUCAACCAAUCUUUAUAAUCACCAGUACACGAGUAUGGAAGGGGACGGAGCAGUAUGCCUCUUCCGUCGAAUCCCGGACGAUAUUCUUCUCGAAAUUCUGAGCAGCAUACAAGACAUCCGCUGUCUCGCGCACUGCGCGUCGGUCUGCAAGCUAUGGCACCGGAAAGCCCGCGAAGUCGAAUCCGCGACGCUAAUCUGCCCGGGAAAUUUUAAGACGUAUUGGGAUAAGGUGAUGGAUAUAGUGGAUAAGCUGCAGGGAUUCCCCCGUUUGAAGAAAGUCCGCGUUCGCAUCGGGACGAACGGGAUGGGCGGGAGCGGUUCGGCGGGGAGACGUGAUAAUAGCGAGGCCUGGACCAAGUGCAUGCGCUACGCGGAGAUUGGCGCCUCUGUGGAUAAGUUCCUCUUUCUCGCCGCGAAAUCCGGUAGCGCGGAUGUUUUUUACAGUAGCAUUGGUGGGGAUGGCGGAGAGAUGGCGGAAGGCGCAGAGCGCGCGGGGGAGAUGCGGGGAGGGCCGGCGCGGGAGGAUAUGCGCGGGGAGUAUGGAGAUGGGGAGGGGGAGCAGCAGCAGCAGCAGCGCCAGCAGCAGCAGCAGCAGCAGCUGCAGGGAGAGGGGCGAUAUGGAUUCUCUUUUCCCCAGUCUCACAACGCACAUGAAGCAGCAGCAGCAGCAGCAGCAGCAGCAGCAGGCACAGGAGCAGCAUCAGUGGACCUAACCCUAAAGCAGGUCAUGGGCCCCAGCGACGACUCGCUAAAACGCAUGAUGCCCGUUAUAAUCUUUGCCAUUAUCAGGGGCUUCGACGAGUUCCGCGACGUAAUUCCCUGUCUACUGUUGAAGUUACCCCUGCUGCAGCAGCUGCUGCUGGUAGAUGUAACCGACAACGUCACCAUCCACAUGCGCCCGCACCACAUGGCGCAGCUUCGGCGCGCGAACCGGAGGACGUUCGGGGGGAGCAUAGGCUUGGAAGCCCUAGGCUCGGAAAGCCUAGGUACGGAACACCUAGGUCCGGAGAAUCUAGUCUUGGUGGAAGGCAGCAGUUCAGGCAUGAGUGGUGGCAUGGGUGGUGGCAUGGGUGGUGGCAUGGGUGGUGGCAUGGGCGCAGGCAUGGGCACAGGCAUGGGUGGUGGGAUAAGCACGGAGAUAGGCAUGGGGGUUGGGGUGGGGGCAGGCACGAGCAUGGGUGUGGGCGUGGGGGCGUCAGAUGUGUUUGGGGAUGAGGAGUUCCGGCCCGAGCUGCUGGGAGAUGGCGCCGCUGCUUACACGGCUUCUCUUUCAAACUCCGUGGCUCACACAGGUUCUCUCACCAGCACUGCUGCUGCACCCAUUCCUGCAGGAGAACCAACACCUCCAACAGACUUGCCUGGACCCUCCGUUUCUCGUGCAAGCACGCCCGGAGCCGCAGCAGCAUUAGCAACUGUGUCUGCCCCGGCUGCUGCCCCUCGCCUUCCUGCCGUCCCUUUCACAGGCCCUUCUGCUGCCCCUUCGGCUGCCCCUUCUGCUGCCCCUUCUGCUGCCCCAUCCUCAGCACCCACCCUAGACCAGGCCUCUAUCGCAGAACCCCCUGCUCCUACGGAGUUGUCUAGGCGGGAUCUGUCGUCCCACCCUGACUCGCCCAAUUUCCACGUGUCCUUCUGGCGCACAGACAGAGUCCGGGUGGCGUACCCAUCGCCACGUCAGCACCAGGAGCUGACUGACGUGUCAGUCUGCGUGGCCACGCAGGACGCUGUUGCGCUGGACGAUGCUGACGUGGUGGAGCUCGCCCAUUCAGCUGUCGGGGGCCCGGUGCUGGCUGCCACCGUGGCGUUUCUCAACCGCCAAUCAGCCGUGCAUGCCCUGUAGCGGCCACUGCAGCAUGUCUUGUAGCAUGCAUGGUAGCAUGCACUGUAGUGUGCACCAUAGGUGCCCCAGAUUGUGCUGUGUAAUCUGUGCUUGUGCUGUUCAUAAUCCCCGCCGCGUCUCGUCCGUGUGUGCAGUGCAGGAUGGAGGGUGGAAGGGGGGGUUGGAGGAGGGGC